AUGCUCUCUGGUCCUUGGGCAGAUGAGAAGAAGAAUGUGUAUGAAAAUAUUGCAGACGAGAAUCCUAAAGUGGUAAUGAAGGACGUAAGUCAUCUAUCUGAAGCUCUGGACGACGAUGAUGCGGCUCUGGCUAGGCGUGUAGGCCAUCGAUCUGAGUUUGCUCGUGAGUUCAAAAGCUUUUCAACCAUUUCGUUUGCAUUUGCCAUUAUGGGGCUGGUAUCCUCAAUUGCAACAACAUUUGCUAGUCCAUUCUUACUUGGUGGACCAGCGUCUACUGUCUGGGCAUGGUUCAUUGGCUCUAUCUUUAACAUGACGCUGGGAACGGCGAUUGCAGAGCUUGUUUCAGCAUACCCAUCCUCUGGUGGCCUUUAUUCUGCUAGUGGUCUACUAGUUCCUUAUAAAUACCGUCCCACUGUUGCUUGGAUUACUGGUUGGCUUAAUCUAACGGGUCAAAUUGCAGGUAUCGCAGGCUCCGAGUGGGGUCUGGCUCAAAUGAUUUAUGCUUGGGCUCAUGUAAUAUCUGACAGAAAGUUUUCAGCAUCCAGGAAUGCUACAGUGGGUCUGUACUAUGCCCUUUUAUUUAUUCAUGGUUUGAUUAACAGCCUGGAUUCCAAGACCCUUGCCCGUUUGACGAGUGGAUAUGUUGUGGUGAAUAUUGGUAUCACGUUCGUUAUCAUCAUCACACUCCUUGCCACGACGCCUCUGCAUGAAAUGCACGGUCCCUCGUAUACAUUCGGCACCAUUAUCAACCAAUCUGGCUGGCAGGGCCAAGGUGGAACAGCGCUCUCGUUCUUGUUUGGUCUGUUGUCUGUGCAGUUCGUCAUGACGGACUAUGAUGCCACGGCACACAUCUCGGAAGAAGUGCAUCGAGCCUCUAUCGCUGCACCUGUGGCUAUCACCGUGGCCGUCGCAGGUACUGGAAUAAUUGGCUGGCUGCUCAAUAUCGUACUGGUGAUUACAUCUGGCAACAUAGUACAUCAAAAUGUGGAUGACAUGCCUGGUGGUCUUCCCAUGGCACAAAUCAUGGUGGAUCGAAUGGGUAAGGUCGGCUUUCUUGUCGUGUGGCCAUUCGUGUGCCUUGUGGCAUUUUUUGUCGUCACAACAGCCACACAAGCCAACGCACGUUCCUUUUAUGCGUUCUCUCGGGAUCAUGGUCUGCCAGAUUUUGGAUUCUUUGCUAAAGUGUGGAAACGCACUGGUACAACGGUCAAUGCUGUAUGGCUCGUGAUUUUUCUUUGCAUUUUGUUGGGCCUUUUGGGCUUUAUUUCUCAGGCUGCAAUCAACGCCAUUUUUGCUUUGGCGGCACUAGGUAUGGAUGUUUCGUACCUGAUCCCAAUUGUCUGUCGCCAGAUCUUCCAAGAUCAUCCGGAGGUCAAGUUUGAGCCUGGUCCAUUUACAUUGGGUCGUGGCUGGUUUGGUCGUCUAAUCAAUAUUACGGCUAUUCUGUGGACCAUAUUUGAAUGCACAAUUUUGAGUAUCCCACAAACGCUACCCCUGAAAGCCACUGAAUUUAACUACUCAUGGGUUAUCAUGGUGGGCGUCUUGAUCCUUUCAUUGAUUUGGUAUGUGGCGCAUGCUCAUCGUCAUUAUCACGGUCCUCGGAGCACUAUGCCUCCUGAACUUCUUUCCAGCCUUGAAUCGACAAAUGAAAAACAGGAAAAACAGGACGCUUCGUCCCAUGCACCGGAAUAG
Molecule: messenger RNA, 1692 nt
Organism: Malassezia restricta
Lineage: Eukaryota; Fungi; Basidiomycota; Malasseziomycetes; Malasseziales; Malasseziaceae
Product: amino acid permease
Exons: 1
Coding region: 1-1692 (563 amino acids)
Biological process (GO): amino acid transport; transmembrane transport
Cellular component (GO): membrane
Molecular function (GO): transmembrane transporter activity
Source: RefSeq, a predicted model, not a curated record